Molecule: messenger RNA, 9333 nt
Organism: Lycium barbarum (goji berry)
Lineage: Eukaryota; Viridiplantae; Streptophyta; Magnoliopsida; Solanales; Solanaceae
Product: histone-lysine N-methyltransferase family member SUVH9-like
Exons: 9
Coding region: 4983-7046 (687 amino acids)
Cellular component (GO): nucleus
Molecular function (GO): protein binding; histone methyltransferase activity; zinc ion binding
Source: RefSeq, a predicted model, not a curated record
GACAUGAAAAUAUUGAAAAAAAAAUAAAACGUUGGGAGAUAAAUUUGGACCUUCUGUUUUUUAAAAGAUUUUGGACAAACUAAACCAUAAAUUUUCCACUAAAGAUGUUUAAUGGCUAAGGCCAAAUACAAAACAUUGGUUAAUGGUGAAAGAGCAAAAUUGAAUAAAAUUUCCAUAAGUGCAAAAUUAUGAAAGGUUUAUUUUCUCUAAUUUUCUUUGACAAAGUUUAAGAUCCCAAAUGAGUUAAUUAUAGAAACUUUGAUUCAGAAAACAGCACUAUUGAAUCAAGAACCUUCCUUUUUCAAGAAUGCUACAAUUAUUGUCAGUUUGUUCAAUAUUAUUUUCUGCCAUCUUCAGAAUAUAAAACCUUCUGUCGUGGUAGAUGAAGGAAGUCCAGAAAGAAGCAUACGUUGAAACAGAUCCCGUCCAACAGAAGGAUGCAAAGCAGACUGCUGCGGUAGACCUCAUAUCUAGGCUGAACAAUUAUCGGUCCUAUUCUGAUUCAAGCUAGGUGAAAGAAGAUGAAGGUAGCAGAGAUGCGGAUGCUCAAAUGGAUGUGUGAUCAUACUAGGAGGGAUAUGAUUAGGAAUGAAGAUAUACGGGACAAGGUCGGAGUGGCGUUCGUGGCAGACAAGAUGAGAGAAGCGAGACUGAGAUGGUUCGGGCAUGUGAAGAGGAGGCGUGAGGAUGCACCAGUUAGGAGGUGCGAGAGAUUGGCGGUCGCAGGAGUUAGGAGAGGUAGAGGCAGGCCGAAGAAGAACUGGGGGGAGUUUCAUACUUGCUCUUCAAAUUCCCUUGACGUCCAUACUUGCUCUUCUCCAGUAAUGCUUUGGACACCUUGAAUGUUCAAGUUUGGUCUCCAUGCUUCUGUCUCCCUGUAAAGGUUCUGAUAGAAUUCUAGAAUUGCAUUCUGAAUAUCCAUAGGUUUAGAGGAGCUAACUCCAUCAACCAUUAAAGUAUCAAUAGUGUUGAAUCUUUUGUGAGCUGUAGCCAUCCUGUGGAAAUGCUUUGUGUUUUUGUCUCCAUUCUUGAUCCAUUGCACUCUAGAUCUUUGUCUCCAGGCUAUCUCUUCAUUUCUAGCCACUUCUUCAUACUCCAUCGCCAACUGAGCAUUCUGCAACUGCUCAUCCUCAGUCAGGGGUCUUUGUUCUUGAAUGACUUCUCGGCUGCCAACUUAUUCCAGUAUUUUAUCUUUUCUUUCCCUCCAAUUUCCCUUAUUCUCCUUGCUCCAUUCUUUAAGUUUCCCUUUUAACGAGUUCAACUUUGCAACUAACUUGUAGUCUGGUCUUCCUGUAACAUCAAAGGAGCUCCACCAUUCCUGCACUUUGCUUCUAAAACCAUCCACCUUCAACCACCAAUUUUCAAACUUGAAAUAAGUCUUCUUAAAGGAUCAAUCUCCACAUGUCAACAUGAUUGGAUUAUGAUCAGAUCCCAGGUUUGGCAUUACAUCCUGUUUGAUCUGUAGGAAUAUUUCAUCCCAAAGUGUUGAAAAGAGAAAUCUUUCAAUCCUAGAGGCAGUUCUGUGAUUUGUCCCCCCUCUCCAAGUAUAGGAUCCCCCAAAUAAAGGAGGAUCCACCAACUCCACCUCAUUGAUGCACUCAGAAAAUUCCUUCAUAGCACCAGAUAGCCUGCUACAUUCAGUUCUCUCAGAUGGGAACCUUGUGACAUUAAGUCACCACAAACCACCCAAGGACCCUCAUGUAAAGCCCUUAUAGCACCCAUCUCCUCCCAAUGUUUCCUCCUUACAAUUCUCCCACAAUCAGCAUAAACUGCUGUAAUAAACCAAAUGAAAUCAUGAUUAAUCCCACACAGUUUACAAGUUAAACUUUGAUUGCCAUUUUUCACUAUUUCCCCUCUCCAAUACCUCUUAUCGCAUAACACUAUAAUGCCCCCCCUACUGCCUAAUGACUCAAGCCAUACACCUCCCACCCAUCUGUUUCCCCAGAGGAGUUGUAGAUAAUUUCCCACUUCCCCACUCAAUUUUGUUUCCACUAGAACAUAAAUAUCAGCUCCCCAUUAUUGUAUUCUACUCUUUAUAGUAUUCCUUUUACUCUCCCAAUGCAACCUCCUCACGUUCUAAUAAACUAUUUUUAUAUUCGUUAUAAAUGAGUUAUUAGUUUCCUCCCCCUACUUCUAGAUUCACUCCUUGGUUUCCUAUCUUUGAAAUUCAUAUCAAAUAUCAAAUUCCUUAGCUCCCUAGAAACUAUCUGUUUAACAGCAUUAUGUUCUAUGGAGAUAGCUGAAGUUAUCCCUUUUUCUCUCCUUUGGUCAAUCUUUGUGAAUAAAGCUUCGGCCUCCCUAGAGCAACCUUCAAAUGCUGCUCCAAAUUCCUGGCUCAUCCUCACAAUAUUACCCUGAACCCAUAGGUUCGAUCGCAUCGCUGCUUCCCUUUCACAUUCAGAAAAGUCUGUUUGUAUGGGAGUAGGCUCUCCCAGUAGAGUUAUCUGGUUUGUGUUUCCAUGUUGUUCAAUUUUCUCUUCACCCUCUUGACUUUCAGUUGGCAAGGCCAUCUGCUCAUCUUUUUCUUCUUCAAACUCUUGGUACUGAUCCAUUCCUUUAUCUCCUGCAUCUUUCCUCCCCGACCCAGUAUUUAAAUUUGCCACUUUCUUAACCCUGAAACUGGGGAAUCUGGGUGAAGUGGUAAUAGAAGAGGAGGGAAUAGAAAUUGCCUUUUGCAUGCUGGUAGAAGCUUCGCAAUUGGCAAAGCACUCGAGGAAUUUGGAUGCCAUCUCUUUCACGUUGUUGAAGUGAUUCUUAUAGCUGGCUACAGUGGAACUAUCGGGAGUUUUAAGUUCUGAGGAUGCUCGUGACCCAUCACGUGAUUCACUUAAAACUGGUCCCUUUUCUGACUCAUAUUGGGCCAAACAAUUAAAUUUAUUUGGGCCCAGAAUUAAUCCGUUCGUAGAUCCACCAUAAAUCCGGCCCAUCUCCUUAUUUGAAUUUGAACCUACUGCACGUGCCACUGCAGAAUCACGUGCAAAGUCAGACUUUUCCUUCUGCUUAGCGACUAUAUCUGUACUUUUGCCCAGGGUCUUUGAUAUCUGCUGGGUAAAGGAAUGUAACGCCUCUUUCUCCUCUUCUUCUUUGAUGGCAGCUCGCUGUAGAUUCCACCCAAACCUGAAGGGUAAAGAGAAGUCUGUCUUGCUGCAGGGUCACUUCUUUAGGAACCUCUUUACCAUCUCCAUUGACUCUGAUUCUAGCCCACUUUAGAUGAUUCGGGAGUUGACUCUCUUCCUCUGUUUCCAACCAGCCUCCAGAAUAAUCAGCAAUGACUUUGAAGACUUCAGAUGACCAGAAUUGGAGCGGCACACCCACAACACUAAUCCAGACGGAAUUUGGCAUAUUUCCUUUUUCUAUGACUCCUGAUAAAGGAGACCACCAUUGAAGAUUGAUUUGGGCUCUUUUCCAGUGCCUCCCCUUUCAGGACUUGUUCAGCUAUGCUUUUGCAUAAAUAUUGAGCCCAUGGAUCUGUUUCCAAGUGGAAGUAGUCCAUCUUCGCAGAUUAGACAAUGUUGGAACUUCCUCAUUUACAAAGUGACCAACCAAACAUCUCCCAAGUACCAUAUUCUGAUGACGUGCCAUACCUUCCUUUAUCUGAAUAACUUCUCCCCUCUUUAAUGCCGAACCUCCAACCACUUCAUUGUUCGACCAUUUACAGCUUUUAAUUGCUUCUGCAUAUUGGAACUCUUUGUCCACAAACCUAGGCCUCACAUUAAAUUUGUCAACAAAGGUAUUAAUGAAUCUGCCAAUCUUGUUAGCCAGAUAGGUCCAGCCAGCAUUAAACCAUACUUCGGGUAUGAUUAUCACAGCUCUCCUUCUCUCUCGUAAAAUGAUAAUGCUAAUAUAUCUGCCAAAGCCAUUAAAAUUCCUGGAGCAAAAGGUCUCAGAGAAACUGUCUCUUCUCUUCCAUCUUCUCACUACAUUGCCUCGUACCUUUGAUGCCUCCCUCAUGUUCUAGACUAUCCAUUCCAAAGUCUUCUUGUUCAAAGAAACUCUUCUGAUGAAAUUUUUACCUCUUUCGGUCCAGUCAAACCAAUGUUCUGCUGUGUUUGAGGAUCUAGUAAUAUCAUAAGACUUAAAGCCUACCGCGAAAUAAAUGCUAUCAUCCAUCUCCUAGAAGGUUGAAAGAAAAGGAAGUAGAGUGAGAAAUCCGGUGAUCAGAAGGACCAUCGGAGUUAGGGACCUAAAUCACAAAACAACUUUAGUGCAUUGCCUUGGGAUAAGUGCCUGGGAGCAUCUUUGGGGUUAUUUAUCUAACAGUCUUUUUUACAGUAACAUUAGACAAAGACACAAAGUUGAUACAAAUCAUAAUCGAGACAGAAGAACAACACAUUUGCGUAUGACGAGUAAUUUAAGGAAGUGGGGGUUAAAAGACGAGUAAUUUAAGGAAAUGACAUAUUUUAAGUGAUUAACUUAGCUAAUGUUGAGCAAGUGGGGGUUAAAAGACGAGUAAUUUAAGGAAAUGACAUAUUUUAAGUGAUUAACUUAGCUACGUAAUGAGCUCUUGAGAAAACGCGUAAAAUUAUUUCCAAAAUUUGAGCCGAAAGUGACUCAUUAGAACAUUUUAUCACACGUUCAUGUGCUGAAUCAAAUAAUGCAUAGUUCGAGCGUUUAAAUGAAAUUUACGCAAAUUUAAGGGGUUGUCAAUAUGUUCUGUUGGGAAAAAGGAGUUAAGGACAUUUUUGUCCACAAAUAUAAAUUUAUUUAUUCAUUUAUAACACAAACACAUUUUGUCCCUAAUAAAUUUCUUCCCAAGAAUUUUGAGCAUAAUCUGAUUAUUGUAAUCUAUUCUGAAUUCUCCUUCCUUCUUCUUUUUUCAACCUUUAUACUUCACACCUCACUCCCUUCUUUUUGUAUUUAAACCUCUCAACAACUGUUACCAUCUCAAAAAAAAAAAAAAAAAAAAAAAAAAAAAAAAAUCUCUCAACAACCAUAAACCCCUUUUCCUUUACAAAACUCUUCCUCUAGUUUUGCGAAGAAAAAUGGGUUCACUUGUCCCAUUUCAAGACCUCAAUCUUCAGCUUGAAACCACUAAUUUCACAUCUUCUCCAAUCCCAACCCCAAGAAUCUUCCCCAUGAUUGAACCAAAACUUGAACCCCUUGAUGAGUAUACACAAGCUGAUCUUCAAACCACCCCUUUUUUUUCCAACCCUAGUCCCAAUUUCAACAACUCCGGUUCUAGUUCAGCUUUCACCCCUACUCAACAAUUACGCACUUCUGAUUCAAUUCCACCGGAGAUUCCACCUGGGUUUGAAGAAACCUAUGUUUAUUCCGAAUUUAAACGAAUUUCUGACCAAUAUAAAGAAGCUUUUGCUGGAAGAAUGCAGCAUUUCGGAGAUGUUGAGGUCUUCGAACACCUGCACUCUCAUGUUGAGGUUGUGGAAGACCCCGAUUCUCAUGCCAUUGUUUCAGUUAACAACGAUACCCAGGCUUCAGAAAUUGUGAUUGCUAGAAAAAGAUAUCCACAAAGAUCAUCGGAAUUAGUUAGAGUGACAGAUCUAAAGCCUGAAGAUCAACGUUAUCACCGAGACGCUGUUCGGAGAACCAGAAUGCUGUUUGAUUCUCUGCGUAUUCUUUCAAACAACCAGCAUUUGGGUCCUCAUAGAAGGAGAAGAGGUGAUCUGAGGGCUUGUAAAAUAUUGAGAGAACAUGGGUUGUGGAUGCAUCGCGAUAAGCGCAUCGUGGGGGCGAUCCCCGGAGUGCUUAUUGGUGAUGUGUUCUUCUUUAGGAUGGAGCUUUGCGUUGUUGGAUUACAUGGGCAGUCUCAAGCUGGUAUUGAUUAUGUACCUGCGAGUCAAAGUUCAAUUGGGGAGCCAAUUGCUACAAGUGUAAUUGUUUCAGGUGGAUACGAGGAUAAUCAAGAUGGAGGAGAUGUGAUUAUACAUGCAGGACAAGGUGGACAGGAUAAGCAUACAAGGCAAUGUGUGCAUCAGAAACUGGAAUGCGGGAAUUUGGCGUUGGAAAGAAGUAUGCACUAUGGAGUUGAGGUAAGGGUAAUUCGCGUCUUUAAAUAUGAAGGAAGUGGAAAUGCUAGUGGUGAUGUUUAUGUGUAUGAUGGACUAUAUAGGAUUGUCGAAUACUGCUUUGAUAUUGGAAAGGCUGGAUUUGGAGUUUAUAAAUUCAAGCUUGUUAGGAUAGAGAAUCAGGAAGAAAUGGGAAGUGCUAUUCUUCGUUUUGCACAGAAUCUUAGGAUCAGACCUUUAGUGGCAAGGCCUACUGGUUAUGUUAGUCUUGAUAUAUCAAGGAAAAAAGAAAACGUACCAGUGUUUCUUUUCAACGAUAUUGAUGAUAAUCAUGAUCCGGUUUAUUUUGAUUAUCUGGUGAAGACUGUUUAUCCUCCAUUUGUAUAUCAGAAUGUGGGCAGUGGUAAUGGAUGUGAGUGCAUUGAUGGGUGUGGAGAUAAUUGUUUUUGUGCUAUGAGAAAUGGUGGCCAAUUUUCCUAUGAUAAUAAUGGUAUAUUGUUGAGAGGCAAACCGUUAGUGUUCGAAUGUGGACCACACUGUCUAUGUCCUCCAACUUGUCAGAAUCGAGUGAGCCAGAAAGGUCUGAGGAACAGAUUCGAAGUGUUUCGGUCUAGAGAGACUGGUUGGGGAGUUAGGACACUGGACCUGAUCCAAGCUGGGUCUUUUAUCUUUGAAUUUACUGGGGUUGUACUCACACGAGAGCAAGCCCAAAUUUUUACAAUGAAUGGUGAUAGUUUAGUCUAUCCAAGUCGCUUUCCUAAGAGAUGGGCAGAAUGGGGAGAUUUGUCGCAAAUAUACCCCAACUAUGUGCGAUCAGCAUACCCCUCCAUUCCUCCUCUGGAUUUUGCGAUGGAUGUUUCUAGAAUGAGGAAUUUAGCAUGUUAUAUCAGGUACAGUUCAAGCCCCAAUGCUAUGGUACAGCCUAUGCUUUAUGAUCACAACCAUGUAUCUUUCCCCCACCUGAUGCUCUUUGCGAUGGAGAAUAUUCCCCCUCUAAAGGAGAUCAGUAUUGAUUAUGGUGUAGCAGAUGAAUGGACAGGGAAGCUUGGCCAUCUGCGAUUGACUAACUUAUAUAGUAGUUGAUCCAAUUUUGAAAAUUAUGCGGCACAUCAUUUGCUGAGCAACUUCACAGUUCUGGAGGAAUGGCGUGAGGGAAAGAUGGAAAGAGCCAGGCAACGUGAACUUGAAAAGUGUCCACCAUCUGACAGUCCUAAAUCUUUGAGGGGGUUAACAACAACUCAACAAGGGGUCUUUUGAUUGGCUGAUAAUAACAGAUAGCUUUUCGGGGGAAACAUUUAAGGAUCACAAAUGUUCAGGAGCCUUUUCGUGUUGUCGUCUCAGUUUGAAUAUGCUUCUAUUUCGUACGAGAGUUGUUCGGCAAUAUAACUCAGUAAAAAGAAGAUAUAUCAUGCAGAGAUAUGGGCAUCCGGAGGUGUCCCUUUUAAUAACUGCUAGGCUAAAGAAGUUGUGUUAUUGGCUCAAGCCUUGAUCACUCUGACCUUAGGCUUGUGUCUCCAGAUGUUUGUAGUGCUAUUUUCAUCAUCAAAAAUCCGCUUAGGAUAUUCUAAGGCCAAAGGAAAAUAGUCAAUAUCAGCUUUUCUGUCUUCUAUGGGCUUAAUUUGCUGCAGAGCAGGGGGAGCUAGCUAUUAGGGUGGGAGAGCCCAAAGCUAUUUAAACCCCACAUCAGCACAUAUUAUACCGAUGCGGGACAUAACAAACCACCACGCUUUCCAUCUGUCGUCCUCGACGGCUGUGCGCUAGACCUUACUAGCGCUGGGCUAACACUGCCAUACCGACAUCACCAUCCAAGGCACGACGGGCACGAAGGGUGGUGAGUAGCUCUGAUACUAUCUGCAACAACCUUGGGCCUAACUCACACCCCAAAAGCUAGCUAUUAAGGUGGGAGAGCCCGAAGCUAUUCAAACCCCCACAUCAGCACAUAUUAUACCGAUGUGGGACAUAACAGGAUCCAAUAAAGACUCUUCAAAUUGACGGCUAUCUUUGGCUGGAGGGCUGAGGCAUGAUGAUUCAUCAUGGAUGAGUGAGUUGUUCUAGCUGCUUUUGGUGUUUGUUAUCCUAUCAGGCAUCGUUCAUACUUCAUUGAAGUUCCCAGAUACAUGAAAAAUUGGCUAAAGACUGUAAACAUUGUUCCCAAAUAAUUUGUACAAGUUUCUUUACGUCGUUGUUCCUCUACUCGGACUGGAUUGAGUUAGGAAUUUACCGGAAAUAUUUUUAUUGGUGCCACAUGAGACCUAUUGCUCAAGUUCUUAGCACUUAGCAGGUAAAAUUGUGGUCUCAUUUUUACUUAAAUUUUUACUCAUGGGACAAAAUUGAGCUAACCUUAUUCAGUUCUUUUAGGUGGAGAAUAUCAACAGAUCCCUUUUCACUUCCUUGUUCCUUUCCUUGAGUUUAGUGCUGCUGCUGAUGAAGACGGUUCUCGACCAACUUGAUGGGAUUUAAUUUGUUGUCUACAUGUUCUCAAGCUGUCCUUAUUGUAUCUAGCCAGGUCCACCGGAGCUCCUUGUUGAAUGGACAAAGGAAAAAGAUAAUAUUUGGCAAAUCCGAAACAUAGGUGCUUAUUUUACUGCCAAAACGGUCUUCCUAACUUUAUUCCAUCAUUUUACCACUAGGCACUAGACAUGUGUUGCCCGGUAAUUACUUUAGUAUUGAACUAUGAUAUUUCUUCCUUCUGUUUCCUGUGUGAUAGCAAUAGUUUGAAUUUUAACAUCUUGGAUAUUGACAAUAUUUCCCCACUAAUGGGUAGCUUCAGGGCUCUGCAUUUUUAGGAGCUUGUCAAUGUUGAUUUACGGGUACAACUUCAUAACUAUGUUGUUCUCUGGCAUAAGCUUAUUGCCUAAUUUAGAGAAGUUGGGGUUUUCAAGAUAUUUGCUUGAUCAAUUUUCUUGUUCUCCUUGUAGCCAAAGGGUUGCAGUAGAGUUAUGACAGUAGUUGGCGUCGCUGCUAAUCAAAUGUUUUGGUAAUCUCAUUGAAUCAUGGUGUGCAAAUGCAAUUUAUAAAAAGAAUUAUUUGAUGCUUGUAUAAAGUGCUAUGGGUAGAUCUUAUUUUCUCCUGCAUUUGCUUCUUUAGUGUUGCUUAAGUUCUGUAACUGCUGGUUCUAAUACUUACUGCUGCAAAAGGAUUAUAAUAAAGAAGGUUGUGGAAUGAUAUCAUUUUCAAUAGGAAUUCAGCUUCUUUUACGAGCUAUGUGAAUAUGUUAGGCUGUACUAAGGAAGCAAGUUGAAGAAUGUACUAUGUUGUAAGUACAUAUAUAUCUCAUGAUAUUUUGGAUAUAUAUAUCUCAUAGAUUGUUCCUCAAUGGGCAUAUGUAUGAGGCACUGAUUUUUUUGUGAAUAAUUAAUCAACUUGAUAG